This is a messenger RNA of Naegleria gruberi, 1230 nucleotides long. RefSeq lists its product as uncharacterized. The transcript has a single exon. NCBI's taxonomy places the organism in Eukaryota, Heterolobosea, Eutetramitea, Acrasida, Naegleriidae. The record is from RefSeq and is a predicted model, not a curated record. The annotation marks the transcript as partial. Gene Ontology annotation, molecular function: protein binding.
GUAUUACAUAAUGGAAAUAUUGUAACAAUAGCUGGAAAUGGAACACCUGGAUUCAGUGGAGAUUCUCCAUUUGAUAUUUCACUCUAUCCUCAUUUCGGAAAUAGUAGCUCUUUAACUAGAAGAAUAGAAUUUCAUAGUUUGAAAAAAUAUUCAAGAGAUCAAUUAUUUGGAUUGGAAAUUUAUGGAUUCAUGCCACUAAUUGAAAGAAUAUCAAUUCAAUUCAGUCAAAUUCUGAAAAAUGAAAAGAUAAUUUGGUCAAUGAAUGCUUCACAACGUGCAAUUAUUCAAAAACUAAUUAAUUCUCUCAUAUAUGAUAAUAAUCAAUUGAAUUUUACAAAGAAUGAACUAUUAGAUGUAUUAUUUAUUUUAGGAUUAUUUAAAAAUGGCGAAUUUAUUGAGCUUAAAAGAUCAUUGACAAGUGAUUUUAUUAAUUCCAUUACCUUGAAAGAAUUUCCUGCUGAAUGGGAAAAAAUUGAAUCGCUGAUCAUGACAUGCAAAGAUUUUGGAAAUGAAAAUUACAUUCUUGAAUGCUUGAACAAUUUCUGUAUUGAAUUUGUUGCUGUCAAAAUGAAGACCACAGAGGGAAGUGCUGUUUUGUCUUCCCUUCCAAUAGUUUUGCGAAAUGCUACUGCUUUUUUCCCAAAAUUGGUACUUGGUCAACCAACCCCAAUCAACAUUGAAGAAAAAAUUGAAGUUAAUCCACAAACAUUAGAAUCAUUAUUUAACGAUAAGAAAACAAGUGAUAUUCAAAUCAAAAUGGGAGAAGACAAGUAUUUAUAUUGUCACAAAACUGUUUUGAGCACCACUAGUACCUUCUUUGCUGCCCUAUUUGAAAGUGGAUCAUCCUUUAGUGAUUUUAAUAAUGGAAUUUUCACACCAGAUGAAUCAGAAGAUUUGGAAUUAUUGGAAAUUAUCAUCAAAUAUUGUUAUGGAAUUUCAUUCGACAAUGAAAAAAUUUCUGGAUUGUUAGACAUGGCAAUGAAACAUGAAAUUAAAUAUUUAGUCGAUUAUUAUUGUAUUAAUUUCACGCUCUCCAUUCAAAAUUACUUUUCCAUUGUAUCAACAUGUGAACAGUAUUUGGAUUUACCUGUAUUUGAAGGAUUUUUCAAAGAAAUUAUUAGAUUUGGAGUUACCAACAAGAAGCAACUCUUUACUGAUUUGAGUGUUCUUUCUAAAUUACCUGAAAAAGUUUGGCAGGUGAUGUUCUUGAAUUGGGCUCAUGAUAAUUGA